Molecule: messenger RNA, 2268 nt
Organism: Fusarium odoratissimum NRRL 54006
Lineage: Eukaryota; Fungi; Ascomycota; Sordariomycetes; Hypocreales; Nectriaceae
Exons: 5
Coding region: 1-2268 (755 amino acids)
Molecular function (GO): protein binding
Source: RefSeq, a predicted model, not a curated record
AUGGUUCAUUUACUCAAGAACUGCGGAUCCAGAUCAGCUGUUACAAUCGAACCUGAACCAACAUCAGUUCCAGUAGGCGAGAAGAUCCUCAAAGAGAAUAUGCUGAACCCGCCGGAGACUUUUCUUCUCACAAGUCUCUAUAUCAAUGGAUAUGGUGUAGACAAGGAUACAUCGUGCACAUCCAAGUGGCUCUUCCACGCCUGGGGAGUAGAUCAUCCACUUUCGGCGGCGUACGGGUAUCGAAUCGCGCGUGCGACUGGUAUCACAUUUGAUAACACAGAGAGCGUAGUCGCAUCGUUAAAAUUAAUGGCCCUGCGUGAUUCAAGAACUGCUCUCGAAGAUCUCGCGAUCGUAUCCAAGGACGAAUACAAGGAAACGACGAAGAUUAUUCGCACCGGCCUCUCAGGCACCGGCGCGAGUCACUCUUCCGAAGAAGAAAUGCCUCAUGGUUUUAGGUACGGAAUGUGGAUAAAGACUUUUGAAAACAUUCCCAUUAUACUCGAGAAUUUUUCUCGACUGCCUCACAUCGCUGAUUACACGAUUAACAAGAGAGGCGACCGCAUCCUUCACAUGGCCGUAAGUUGUGGUCAAACAGAAGCGAUCGAGGCUCUGCUAAAUCGAUUUCUCUCACUUACUGUUAAUCAACUCAAUAAACAGGGCGCAUGCCGUGCCGGCCAAAGUCGCACAGUCUUGUGGCUCACCUCGCAUGGAGCAACUGCAUUAAUAGGAGCACGGAAUGGAGAGUCUCCACUUCACUGGCUGAUACCCUUCGAUGAUGAAGAGGUGGAAAGAGUCUAUCCAGGACUGAUCCAACCUGGCGCAGAUACAACCGCGAAGACAUCAACCAUCAUAGCCUACCAAGCGGACUUUCCGGCAGCGGCAGUUCCUGAUCGGCUCCCGAGGGCAACUCACUGUGACCGCCCUCAAAUUGUACCGUCUUUGCUGUCCAACAUUGCAGAUCCACGGAUAUGUAACGAAAGAUGGCCUCAAGCAAACACUGCUUUGAGGGUUGGCGCAUCGCAGCUUCGUUCAGAGUGUUUGGAAUUGAUGAUGCACGCCAUGGAGCAAUACAUUGUUGAGCAUGAGAGAGCAGGAUCCCGAGACUUCUUAGUGGCGGAACUCCUCGAGCAAGCCGUCCAUGGCAGCAGCCUGUUUGAUAUGAUCCUUUAUCAUGGCCCGAAGAAUCAACAGGCGAUGGAAUCAACAUUCAACUGUCUGCUGCCCAGGGCCAGCAGAAUUACUUAUGGCGCUUACGGCGGGUUCAAGCAGACGCUUCUCUAUUUCGACGUUUCGCUAGCCCGAGAUGAAUUGGUUGAAUACCUCGUCAAACACGGAGCCGACGUUAUCAAAGCUAGAACAGACCAUGAUGAAGAAGCCAUUGAAUCCCAGGAUGUUGGUACGUUCAAAAGGGCCGACAUCAAUCGCGCAAGCGGCGUUAACAUGCGAACGCCGCUUCUAGAGGCAGUUCGAUGGAAUCGUCCAGCACUGGUUAAUCUUCUCCUCGAGCACGGGGCACAAGCCACCAAAGCUUCCAAGAAUCCAUUCAGCGGACAAGAUUCAACGUGGACCGCUCUCCAUAUCUUGGCCUAUGCAGGGCAAGAUGCUACGCGGCUAGUCCAACAACCUCUUGACCACGGCGCGGCCCUCAAUGGUCUCCCAGACCAUUUCCAUACAACUGAAUCCCCGUUGCUCAUCGCCGUGCUGAAUGACGCCUUCCAUCUCGCCCACAGCCUUGUAUCGCAUGGUGCCGACUUGAACUUCACCACCCUGAGCUGCGGCCACCUGACCUUGUCCAACCCCACAACCAUCCUCGGUCAUGUUAUCGCCUCCAACGCGCGCAAUUCAAUCGCACGUCUCUGCUACCUUCUUGGCAGCGCAUCAAUGCGUGAUGGCCUCCAUUUCAUCGUAGAGCCAGCCCGGCAGUGGACGGCACUGCACCGUGCCGCAGCGGCUCAUAUCGACGUCGAGUUCCGCGGGACGGAUGCGACCGAGGCGGCGGAGCUGCACUGGGCUGACGUCGAUUGGAGUGCCGGCCGCGAGAGCAUGAAUGAGAUACUCAGGCAUUUUAAUAAACCGGAACAGCUUAACGCUGUUGAGACGAGCACGGGGCUAACACCGAUGCACCUGGCGGUUCUCGCGGGGAACGAGGCUGCAGUGAGCUUGCUUCUUGAUCAUGGUGCCCGCAGCGAUGUGCCGAGUGUAGGUGGCCAGGGUGCGACAGCCGAUGAUACGGGACUUGGAAUACAGAUGGGGGGGGGGUAUCUAUGA